Antrostomus carolinensis (chuck-will's-widow) is the source of this 579-nucleotide messenger RNA. RefSeq names its product visual system homeobox 1. Lineage: Eukaryota; Metazoa; Chordata; Aves; Caprimulgiformes; Caprimulgidae. Gene Ontology annotation, cellular component: nucleus. The record is from RefSeq and is a predicted model, not a curated record. Gene Ontology annotation, molecular function: sequence-specific double-stranded DNA binding. Gene Ontology annotation, biological process: regulation of transcription by RNA polymerase II. The coding region runs from base 1 to 579 and encodes 192 amino acids. The transcript is spliced from 4 exons.
AUGCCCACCUCCCAGAUCAAGAGGAAGAAACGCCGGCACAGGACGGUGUUCACAGCUCACCAGCUGGAGGAACUGGAGAAGGCUUUCAACGAAGCUCACUACCCCGAUGUCUAUGCCCGGGAGAUGCUGGCCGUGAAGACGGAGCUGCCGGAGGACAGGAUACAGAGGGAGAAGUGCUGGGGCCGGAGCAGCGUGAUGGCUGAGUACGGCCUCUACGGGGCCAUGGUGAGGCACUCCAUCCCUCUGCCCGAGUCCAUCAUCAACUCUGCCAAGAGCGGGCUGGUGGGAUCCUGCGCCCCAUGGCUGCUGGGCAUGCACAAAAAGUCCAUGGAGGUGAGCAGGAAGGCGGAGAGCCAAGAGAAGCUGGCAGAUGGCUGGCGAGCGGAGCAGGAGGAGGAGGAGGAACUCAAAGGGAAGCAGGCCAAUUCCCAGAGGGGCUCCGACAAGCUUGGCCCCGCAAAAGAUUCGGAGGACACAGCCAUCGACCUCUCCAGGACAGCCAAGCACGAGAAGAGGGGUGUACUGAGGCAGUGCAUCAACGGGGACCCCACCAUGGAGCAGAAGGACAGGGACCACUGA